Eriocheir sinensis (Chinese mitten crab) is the source of this 909-nucleotide messenger RNA. RefSeq names its product mucin-7-like. The transcript has 3 exons. Lineage: Eukaryota; Metazoa; Arthropoda; Malacostraca; Decapoda; Varunidae. The record is from RefSeq and is a predicted model, not a curated record. The coding region runs from base 1 to 909 and encodes 302 amino acids.
AUGCAGAGGUCCAAGUGGCUCUAUCACCUCUCCCUCGCAUGUCUCACCUGCCCCGGGCUGGACUCCAGCCACCUGGACACGCAGGUAACCAAGCCCCAGCCCUUCCCUGAGCCUGUCAGCACUGUGCCGUGUGACCCUGCUCGGCAGGCAGCAUCUGUGGAAGACCACCGCCAAGGAGAGUGCCCGCAGGAAGAGGCUUUGCCUCUCUCCCCAGCGCUCCUGACAGUGCAGGAAUGCAUGGUGGUCCCACUAGACGACGCAGGCGCGCAGCCGCCUUGCGUUCCGAGUAUUGCUGCCGGCGCCGGAGCAAGGGAAAAGGGGGAUCUCGAGCCCUCUGCGCUGCUGACGGUGCCACAGGAAGUUCGGCUGGAGCUGGAGGUCAUUGAUGUGGGGCAGCUGGCCACCGUCUCGCCCUCGACCGCCUCGGUUCCCACGGCCUCGUGCGAGAAGCCCCCUGACAUCGACGUCAAGGUUUCGCUGGCUAGCGCCUCAGCACCUCCUGACGCGGGGCAGCUGCCUCCUGCCUCUCCCUUGCUCGCCUCGGUUCCCACGGCCUCGCACAAGAAGCCUCCUGACAUCGACGUCAAGGCUUCGCUGGGUAGCGCCUCAGCACCUGACGCGAGGCAGCUGCCUACCUCCUCUCCUUCGUCCGCCUCGGCUCUCAUGGCCUCGCGCAAGAAGCCUCCUGACAUCGACGUCAAGGCUUCCCUGGGUAGCGCCGCAUCACCUCCCAGAAGAAAAGACUCCCGCACCGCCAAGCUGUCUCGCCUUCGCCUCGGUUUAGGUGACAACUCAGACGUCAACAUAAUGAUGAAGAACACACUAGAGAACAGUUCAGCACCUGUUUUGAGCAUGGGCGCCCCCUACUGGUCACUCAGAAAUGGACUUAUCCCCAUGGCGGCCGCUUAA